AUGUCCCGUACGCAUAUGCAAAUGGGUCUUCGGCCUGGCAGAAGGUACAAUGACUUCCAUUGUCCCCAAUCCCCCGGCCUCUCCCGCCGUCAAGGUACACCGUCGCCAAACGCUCAUGACAUGACCGAUCCAGUCAUGGAACUGCACUCCAGCAGUGGAAGCCAGGACAGCCGAUUUAUGCAUAGCUCACUGGAGCCAACGGAAGAUGGAUUCACCAAUACAACCACCCAUGGAUGUCACCAGCUCUUUCAGUCGAUUCCAAUGGCAGACAGCAGCUGCCCCCCCAAGGUUCCAUCAUUCGGUUCUGGGACGGAGACCUCGCCAUCACUAUCAUCCUCAUUCGACUUCAUGGAUGCCCCGAAAGAGGAACCUAUGGCCUGCCGUCUGCCGCUACAAACUUCCAACCUUAUGAACCAUACCCCCGCCACGGCCUUUGCAUUCCAGAACCGCAAUACGCAGUUUGCAGGGUCUAGCAAUAUCGAUACCUCGUUCCCAUGGACCAUGGGCAAUGACGUUGAAGCAUGGCAUCACCAGUAUCUCCCCGAUAAACAGACAGGCCUGAUGUGGUCGGCUCCCAUGACCAUGCCUCCCUCCUGGCCAACAUUUGCUGAUAUCACCCUCGGCGGCACCGACGCCCCCGCGGUAUUAGCCUACGACCUAGCUCCAAAUACCUCAAUAUCACCACUCCAGCAAUACACCCCCAUCAAGGCGUCCUCCCCGCCAAUACCAAUUGACCAACACCUAGCACCAUCAGCUCCGAAGCCCAUCGUUGACAUUGGCCACUCCCAACCUCAGGCAGUUCAACCCUCAUACUCCGUCGACCACGGCUUGCCCUCCACCCAAGAGCCUCGCACUCUCACGCUCACGCACAGCCCCAAACCAAGCGACCAAGAGCACGGCAAUCCACCCACCCAUCCAGAUCCAGUAUACGCGCAAGACAACAACCCAGCCAUAAAAGCGAGCCUGUACUACAGCGACACUCGCAACGCGCUGCUCAUCGAGUGGAAGCGGCAAGGACUCUCCUACAAGGACAUCAAGCGCAUCGGUGGCUUCAAAGAAGCCGAGUCUACGCUCCGCGGCCGUUUCCGCACCCUCACUAAAGCGAAGGAGCAGCGAGUGCGGAAGCCCAAGUGGCUCGCUCGAGACAUUCAGCUCCUCUGCGAAGCAGUCGCCGCUUGCACUGAACCGUCGCCGGCUCCAAAUACGGCGUAUAUGCCUCCUGUGCAGGCUAGCGUGGCGCUAGCAAUGGCUGGGAAGCCGCCGAAGGUGUCGUGGAAGAAGGUGGCGCAGUAUAUCUGGAGCCAGGGGGGUCGUACCAGUUUGGGAAUGCGACGUGCAAGAAGAAGUGGUGUGAGAUUCAUGGUAUCAAGUUUUGAUCUAUGGGUGAUUGGUGUUGUGUAUGGAGUUGUGGUGUGCUGUUAG
Messenger RNA from Penicillium canariense, 1422 nucleotides. RefSeq lists its product as uncharacterized. The record is from RefSeq and is a predicted model, not a curated record. NCBI's taxonomy places the organism in Eukaryota, Fungi, Ascomycota, Eurotiomycetes, Eurotiales, Aspergillaceae. The coding region runs from base 1 to 1422 and encodes 473 amino acids. The transcript has 2 exons.